Trichomonas vaginalis G3 is the source of this 477-nucleotide messenger RNA. RefSeq lists its product as uncharacterized. NCBI's taxonomy places the organism in Eukaryota, Parabasalia, Trichomonadida, Trichomonadidae. The transcript has a single exon. The record is from RefSeq and is a predicted model, not a curated record. Bases 1 to 477 code for a protein of 158 amino acids.
AUGAAUGUGAUCAAUAACACAUCAACUGGUAACCUUUAUGCAAUAUCUAUUAUUUCUACUAUGGGUGAUAAUAAUACUAUUAAUUUUUCUUUAUGUUCUAUCAUUACUAACAAAGUUAAUAUUGUCUUGGGAUGCCAAUAUGCUGUUCAUGUAUAUUUAGACAAUUGCACAUUGAUAAAUCCAGAUGCACACACGUUAUUUGUUGCAAAGAAUGGUAACGCAUAUAUUACCGCAUCAAAUUGCUAUACAAAUUCAUAUCCAGAAUCAGCAUCAACAAAAGGUGCACCAGCAGAUGCAAUCAAAUUCGAAAAUAUCAAAGAGGUAACUGAAACAAAAAUCAUUAAUUGUGAUUGCCCUCAAAUUAGCCAAAUUAUAUUAUCAAUACAAAAGAGAAAUCUAUUAACUCAGCCCACAUUAUGCUGUCUAAGUGCCCUACUAGAAAAAAGUGAAUCAUGGAACCAUUUUGCCAAUUAUUAA